GCUUGUCAAACCGAACCUCCUCCUCCGCUUACUGUCCCCUCCCAGCGGCUCUCACUCCCUUCGCCACUGCAGUGAAAGCCUCGGUUACAGAGAGAGACGGCGAGGAGAGUCUGAAAGCUGGGUACAAAUCCAGGACCAGACCUCUGAAGAGGCACUACUACCGUGUUGGGGUUUUUUUUUGUAUCGUUCCGCUCGGCUCGGCGGCCCGCUGACUCUUCCUGUUUCACCUCUUUUCCGUUCUCAUCGCCUGGAUUUCAUCAUCCGACCCGCAAGAUGGGAAAUGAAGCCAGUUACCCCCUGGAGAUGUGCUCACAUUUCGAUGCUGAUGAGAUUAAGAGGCUAGGGAAGAGAUUUAAGAAACUCGACCUAGAUAACUCGGGCUCGCUCAGCGUGGAGGAAUUCAUGUCUCUGCCGGAGCUGCAACAGAACCCGCUGGUGCAGAGGGUUAUCGACAUAUUUGACACGGACGGGAACGGAGAGGUGGACUUUAAAGAGUUUAUUGAAGGAGUCUCACAGUUCAGCGUCAAGGGAGACAAAGAACAGAAACUCCGAUUCGCUUUCAGGAUUUACGACAUGGACAAGGACGGCUACAUCUCCAACGGCGAGCUCUUCCAGGUGCUGAAGAUGAUGGUGGGCAACAACUUAAAGGACACGCAGCUCCAGCAGAUCGUGGACAAGACCAUUAUAAACGCAGACAAGGACGGAGACGGCAGGAUAUCCUUCGAAGAGUUCUGUGCAGUGGUCGGCGGCCUCGAUAUACACAAAAAGAUGGUGGUGGACGUGUGAGCGCCCUCCGCUUGCUGAAUCGCCCUCCUCGCCCUCAACACUCGCUUUUCUCCACCAUCUCCGAAGAUCUGCUCAAAGACGUCUGGCAAAACGCUCUCUGUGUAACUCAAUGGAAGUAUUCUCUCUCUUUAUAUCUAUCUCUCUGUGAAGCCGCUUUUUCUUUUCUCUCUUUUUCUUUCUUCUUUUUUUUUUUGCUUUCAAAAAACCACGGGCCUCGUGAAGCCAACUUUGAAGUGUUAUUGAACUGUAAGUCCGCAAUAACCCGGUCGUAGCACUUUAAGAGACUGAAGGACAUCCAUUUGGUCAUUUGCAAAGAGCAUCUCUGGUUGUGGAAGAAAAAAGGAGGGAAAAGGGGGGUAGAGGAGGGGCGCAGUGGAGAGGCUGGUUGGCUUGUUCAUAUUUCAUCCUUUUUUUUUUGGGUAAUUGUUAUUUUUGAUAUUUAUUUUUGUUGUCUUUUAUAAAGAAAAAAUACAACUAUAUAUCUGCAUUUAUUUUUCUUUUUUUUUUUCUUUUUUUUUUUGAGAGGACGUGUGUAGUGUAUUUACACUUGCAGCAGUACAGCUAGAAAGUAGGGUAUGAAGUGCCAACCAGAACAUAUCCAGAACCAGUUCGUUAUUAACUAUCAUCACUGCAUUCAUUCACACGGAGGGGGGGAAAACCGGAGGGCGACGCUUCCAACUGCACGACUGCGAGGCAUCGUAAAUACACAACAAAAUUUCAUAACCUUUUUUUCUUUUUUUGGCUCCCGCGCUCAGUUUGAACCGACCAUUUAAAAGCUUCCAAUCUUAGCGACACUUCUCAUCGUCUUUUUUUUUUUUUUUUUUCUAAUAAGAUGGCUAGUUUUAUUUAUACGUAAGAAUGUGUUCAUAUUGUCGGACAUCAUCCCCGUUUCCUGUCAUGAGAUUCUAGCUAGGUUCAAUUAAUGCCAAGAAAAUGUCUUUCCAGAUAAAGAAAAAGGACAAAAAAAAAAAAAAAACAACUUAAACCGGUCAUGGCUGCAAGCUGAUAACAUGGUUUACUGCGGAAGAAAGCAUUGCUCAUCCAUAAUGACAAUCUUCAAUGCAAAGAAUAGUUAAGCACUCGCUAUUGAACUGUAGUGGAAUUCAUGCUUUUUCUGUGCCGCUAGCAGACCAUGCUGGAUGACAUUUUGGCAAAGAACUGAGAGAGAACAGUUAUGAGAUUUUUAGGCCGUCUGUGCGAGGAUAAAGCAACUUAAGAGACUUACCUGCAGGCAGCAGUUGUCGUUUGUUGUUUUUCUUUCUUUUUCUUUAUUUUUUUAAGGGAAAAAAAAAAAAACGAUAUGUGUAUAUUAGGUAAACAAUGUGUGCUCAUUUUAUCGAACCGCAGAAAGAGGAAGAGGAGGGAAGGCUUUGCCUCUGAAAUGUCUCAGUGCAGCACAGGACGGGUCAGUUUCCUUCAACGCAAAAACACUUAAUCUUAACACGUUAGCAUGAUCGGUGUGCAAUGGCGCUAGACUAGUUUUUAGGGUUUUCUGUUUUUAUCUGGAGCGUGUACAUUUCAAAAGUUGGCUUCCACUCCCACUUUUUAUUAUUAUUAUUACUACUAUUUUCUCUCACAAACAUGUUGUUUUUCUCUCCCCCAGUCCUUCUUUUUCCAAACCUGCUGAUUCAAGCAGGGAUAGGAAAAAAAACAAAAUAAAAAAAACAACCAAAACCUUAAAUUCAACCAAAUUUUUAUUUUAUUUUUUUUUUAUUUCCAAGGGAAAAAAUGCUUCCUACUAUUAACAGCAUUGGGAUCGAUGUCCGUUUUGCUUUGGAGGCCAACUGCUAGUUUUAACAGGACUUCUCAGUCAGAUCUGGAGUGCUCUAUUGUUCCCCAUCCCUGAGCUCUGCACGGCUUUGGGCCUCCCUGUGCUUGCAUGACAUGGAAGUAUAUUUUUUUUUUGUUGUGCAUGUAGAUCAAUUUUUUGAAAUAAAACUCUUGUUUACACAUGGAUGGUGAUGUUAAUAUAUUUAAGAAUUUUACGGUAUACAAUAUGGAUGUUGCCAAACUUUGGUAAAUGUACACAUAUUAUGAGCGGUAAUCCAAAUGAACUGAACUACAUGUAACUUUUUUGUAUUUUACCCGGGUCAGCGAGAUGCUUCGAUUCCAGUAAAAGUUGCAUAUCUGAUCCUGUCUCAAACUGCCACACACUGUACUCAGCGUAAAGGGGAAAUUUGAUUUAAAUUUUUUUUUUUCUUUUGUAUAUAAGUAUUUGUUAAAUGCAGUUCUGGCUCUCUGUUCUCUGUAUAGUUCAGACCGCGCUUUAGUUUGUAAGUGCUACUUUUUUCUCUGAGGGAAUUGGGUUCUUUUUAGUUUGCGUGGGAAUACCUGAAAAGAUUUAAGUUUGAGAACCUUUUUUUUUUUUUCUUUUCCUUUUUCUGCAUGCUGCAUAUUAUGCUGUGGGACUGUUGGAAACUUGAUACUGUAUGAAAAUGAAAUAAAAUUUAAAUAAACUUUGAAAUGUUGAAAGUAA
This is a messenger RNA of Xiphophorus maculatus (southern platyfish), 3262 nucleotides long. RefSeq names its product protein phosphatase 3 regulatory subunit B, alpha (gene ppp3r1). The transcript has 6 exons. Lineage: Eukaryota; Metazoa; Chordata; Actinopteri; Cyprinodontiformes; Poeciliidae. The record is from RefSeq and is a predicted model, not a curated record. Gene Ontology annotation, molecular function: calcium-dependent protein serine/threonine phosphatase regulator activity; calcium ion binding. Bases 274 to 786 code for a protein of 170 amino acids.